AUGUACAUUCUAAAUGAGUUGAAUAGUGACUCACGUCCAGGAAUCAGAUCUCAGGAGCAUUGUGUCAUUGUGUUGGGAGGAAAGACAACGUAUCUCACCAGUGAUGCUUCACAGCACCGUUCCAUGCUAGAGUCUGCCUUCAGGCAUGUUUGUCCUGUUACUGGUUAUAACUCUAAACUCCCUACUGGUAAUGUAAAAAGCUGCAGUGAAAUAAAGGAGCUGUACAGAGAUGCACCAGCCUGGUCAGGCUUCUUCUGGACCAAAGCAGGCAGUGUUCUGGAAGCUUUUGUUGCUGGAACACAACUGGAAAUUCUGCACAUUCAUAUGGACUCUUGUUUAUCUAAAGAAGUCAAGCUCAUGUUUAUUGACAGUUUGUAUGAUUAUUUCCAGAUCUAUGGCAAUGGUAUCUACACCCUUGUCUCAAAAUAUGGGACUGCGUACCAGGCCUACUGUGAUAUGACCAGCAAUGGAGGAGGGUGGACAUUAGUAGCAAGUAUCCAUGAGAACAACAUGUAUGGAAAAUGCACCUAUGGUGACCGCUGGUCAAGCACACAAGGCAGCAAUCCUAAUCUACCAGAAGGAGAUGGAAACUGGAGAAAUUAUAAUAUUUUUGGAACUACAGAAGGGGCAACUAGUGAUGACUACAAGAAUCCUGGGUACUAUAGUGUGAACGCCACAAACAUUGCUGUCUGGCAUGUUCCUAAUACAACGCCACUGGAGAUGUGGAAAUCCAAAGCCAUCCUGAGAUAUCACACAGGGAAUAACUUCCUAACUCCUUUAGGAGGCAACCUAUAUAAUCUCUUUAAUAGGUAUCCUGUGAAAUACAAUGGAGGGAGCUGUCUAACCAAUAAUGGACCUGCUGUUCCAAUUAUUUAUGACACGGGAAAUGCUGCAACCACUGCUAACCUUUACUCUCCCAAUGGGCGAACUGAGUUUGUGGCAGGAUAUGUCCAGUUUAGCGUAUUCAACCAUGAAAGAGCAGCAAUGGCCAUGUGUUCAGGAGUGAAAGUCACCGGCUGUAACACAGAGCAUCAUUGUAUUGGAGGGGGUGGUCACUUCCCGGAAGCUAGUCCCAAACAGUGUGGAGACUUUGCUAGUUUCGACUGGGAUGGGUAUGGAACCGCACGUGGUUGGAGCUCUUCCAAGGAUAUAACUGAGUCAUCAGUGCUUAUUCUCUACAAAUAGAAAUGUCAGUGUAUUGAACAUUGGCUUCUUAGCUUUUAUUUUCUGUUGCUUAUAAAAUGUUCAAGAAAAAGUCCUUUGAUACAGAAAUUACUAGUGGACACAAAUUCAACAUGUUUUCUAUUUUUGUGCUAUUUUUUUUCUUUUUUGCUCUUGCUUUAGUGUACCUAAAGCAUUCCAUGCCUCCUAAUUGCCAAACUAAUGUUAUUGUCUUUGA
Molecule: messenger RNA, 1399 nt
Organism: Protopterus annectens (West African lungfish)
Lineage: Eukaryota; Metazoa; Chordata; Ceratodontiformes; Protopteridae
Product: intelectin-1a-like
Exons: 9
Coding region: 1-1185 (394 amino acids)
Molecular function (GO): oligosaccharide binding
Source: RefSeq, a predicted model, not a curated record